This is a messenger RNA of Cheilinus undulatus (humphead wrasse), 957 nucleotides long. Its product is annotated as golgin subfamily A member 6-like protein 2. The coding region runs from base 3 to 452 and encodes 149 amino acids. Lineage: Eukaryota; Metazoa; Chordata; Actinopteri; Labriformes; Labridae. The record is from RefSeq and is a predicted model, not a curated record. The transcript has 2 exons.
ACAUGGCGACUACUUCAGAUCUAUCCAGCGUUCUUUCUGAGUCCUCUGUUCUGAUGACAUUGAUUUUUGCUGUUCUUGUGGUACUGUAUUUGGUGUUUUUAUGUUCAGGUACACGUAAGAAACACAGUACACCUCAAAAUGAAUCACAACAGAAGAUGGGGCGAGAAUAUGAGGGCUUGGUUGCUACACUGGGAAAGGUCAAAACUGAACUGGAAAAACAAAAGACAGAAAUCGAAGAAAAACUUGAGCACGUGGAAGCCAAGAGAGAGAAGAACAAGAGGAUGCUUCAGUCAGUGGAGACACAAAUAAGAGAAGGCAGAGAAAUGACUGAACAAAGAGAACUACUGAGAGAAAAAGAAAAUCUCUUAAAGACUGAGUGGGACUAUGACAAGAUGAAGAAAAUUUAUAGGAGUGAGAUAUGGGACAGAGAUAAACUGCUGGAACUCAUAUAAAACCAGUCUGCUUCAUGUAAAAGAGGGAUUGUUUAAAUCAAUAUAGAUGAGCCACAGUAAAGCACGAGGAGAAAACUCUUUCCCAGUAUAAUGUUUAAUGCACAUGAUCUUGAUAAACCUGGGCUAGAAAUGAUUAUAUAAGACUGAUUUAUCAUGCCAUGCUUACAUUUACAGUUUUACAAAUGAAUGAAAGUGUUCAUCUGAAUCGUGUGGAAAUACGCUGACAUCUUAUCAAAAAGCUAAAUAUAAACUGGGACUGCAAAUGUAAUGGACUAAUCAGUUUUUUUGUGUGUUUUCUGUGUUUGUUCUUUGGCUUCUAUUUUCAGUAAUGCUUAUUAUUUUGCCACACAGUCAAAUAUAUCUUACAAAUUAAACUAACAUGAAAUAUUCCAAGUUUUUGUAGCAUUUUUUCCACUGUUUGGAUUCAUGUUUAAUAUUUGAUUCUCUUUUUUUUCCUUGAAGCAUAGAGAACAAAUAUAAAGAAAACACACUUUUGAAAUGUAAG